AUGUGUGAAGACGCAACUGUGCUAAAGAAGACUUUUGCCCUUACGGCUCAACGCCGGAAAGGAACAAUUGUGAUCCUAGAUGUGCAAGCAAAAAUCAGGAGAAUUCCGGCAAAAAUCAUCUCCGACACCGAAGACAAAGUGGAGAUCACCACAGACCCCCGCUAUCUACCGGGCAUCGAGCAAUCGGUAGGGUUUGUGAUUGAGCAAAUCAAAGAAGAGGCCGAUGGCAAUGAAGACGAACGGGGAGAGGCGGCGGUUGACGACGGGCCUGUCCAACAACCGGAAGACGUUACAGAAGCCGAAGAUGAUCAGGAAGAAGAAGAGGCCAAAGAAAACGUCGCGACAGAACAACAUGCCGAGCAGACCAACCACCAGACCCUCAUCAUCGACCUCACACUCAGCGACAGCGAGGACGACGAGGACGACGAGGAUGACGAGGACGACGAGGACGACAAAGACAGCAUACGCAGCGACACCACGGAGGUAAACCCAGACAUCCCCAGUGCAGUCCCGUUAGCCGCUCCGCCUAUAAAUCAUCCGACACCACAACCGCCGACAGUACAACCAGAUUCAGCCCAGCAGGAGAGGAUCCCAUCACCAUCCCCUCCGUGUUUUCAUCCACCCCAACAUUUCCAAAAUAUGUACGCCCCACCCAUUAUGUUGCGGAGUGAAGGGGAAUACUAUGCCCAGCGGGAGGUACUGAUCCAGCAGUACCUGAGAGACAGCUUGGAUUUGUACUACAAGUAUGAAUUCCAGGCCCUCAAACUGAAAAGGGCUCGGGAUGUACUCACCAACCGUAAGUACUAA
This is a messenger RNA of Daphnia pulex (common water flea), 807 nucleotides long. Its product is annotated as nucleolin-like. Lineage: Eukaryota; Metazoa; Arthropoda; Branchiopoda; Diplostraca; Daphniidae. The record is from RefSeq and is a predicted model, not a curated record. Bases 1 to 807 code for a protein of 268 amino acids. The transcript has a single exon.